Molecule: messenger RNA, 872 nt
Organism: Malus domestica (apple)
Lineage: Eukaryota; Viridiplantae; Streptophyta; Magnoliopsida; Rosales; Rosaceae
Source: RefSeq, a predicted model, not a curated record
CACUUUUUAAACCCACAGUUUGCAAUAACUUCCGAGACAGAGAGAGGGGUGUCUCUUUUUCCUACGGAUUUUGCCCCUUAUCCUCGUUUUGCCGAAGCUUGUUGUCGGAUAAUCUUCUUGGAGGACUUGGAAAUUGACAUCUUUCAGUUCUAGAGGAGAAUCGCAACCGCAGAUGCUUGCUCCUUCCAAAGAAUGCCGCUUUUAAGUGAUUAAUUUAUGUGCCGCCAAUUAACUUCAUUUUCUUAAGCCGGCCAGGUUCUCCAGCAUGGGAAACAAGCCUGCGAAGCAAGAAAGGGAAGAGGUCUUGUUGAAAGUUGUUCCUCCGUUGGACCGUGCGUAUGUUAGGUGGCUUGCUCGCGAUCUUGAGAGGACUCAUGGCUUUACACCAGUGAACCCUCGUGCGGUGAAGCCACCAGAACAUUAUAUUGAGUACAUGCAUUUGAAUGGCUGGUUGGAUGUAGACUUGGGUGAUCCUGAUCUAGCCCAUUUAUUCAAGUAGAUAGCGACGGCGAUGCACUCAAAACCAGAUUUGAGAAGAAAGGAGUGGCAUUUGUACCAGUAUAGCAGUGAUUGGAUUGUGAUUUGAGUACAUAUCUGGCCCUCCAAUUUGAAGUAACAUUUCAAAUUUUGGAUUCAAAUGGGGCUUAUUGUAUGGAAUGGCUUAAUUCACUUUUGCUCUGGAAUCCACAUUUUACCACUUAACACCCUGAAACUCGAUUUUGUUUCACUUUUGUUAGAUUUUGUUUAUUUCGUUAAAUUAUUGUUAACUUGUUGACGUGGCCAUGAUGGUGACUACCGAUUUGUUGAUGUGGUAGCCACCUCAAUUGCUUUGAUACAAAUAGGCAUGUCAAUUGAUUGAAUUUUGAUAUGAA